Molecule: messenger RNA, 1326 nt
Organism: Botrytis porri
Lineage: Eukaryota; Fungi; Ascomycota; Leotiomycetes; Helotiales; Sclerotiniaceae
Exons: 2
Coding region: 1-1326 (441 amino acids)
Source: RefSeq, a predicted model, not a curated record
AUGGCAGGUGAAAUACUUUAUUCACUUAGUCCAAAGUCGAUCAAGAGAGGAAUCUUACAGAACCUCCAAAAGUUGUCUGUUCGAAAGCAAACAACAAAUCCUCCACCACCGAAUGAUGGCUCGAACUUCAUCAUAUCACCAGCAACACCUCCGCUCACUGAUGAUUAUCAUGAUUAUUUAAACUUCACCAUGGGUAGAGAAUCAAUCUAUGCUUCGGCAGCUAAUGUCAUGGGCAAUGAAUCGAUCUAUGCUUCAACAGUCGACUCCAUUGAUACUUCACCUUUGACACCUCCAAUUUUUGAAUCACCAUUUCUUGAAUCACCACCUCCUGGAACUCCACUCCUAGAACUUCAACAAUUAUCUUGGCCCUUGCCAGAAACCCUCCCAAGAAUGUUCCUCCGCUCUUCAACCCUGACAACCUUCAGCCUCUUUCCCUACCUCCCUAAAGAACUGCGCGUCAAAAUCUGGAAACUUGCUGCCAGGCACCCCCGCAUUGUACACCUCACCUAUGACCACUCAAUAGAGUCACUCGUUUCACUUAGUCCCAUUCCUGCACUUCUCUCUACCUGCGGCGAAGCGCGCGAUGAACUCCUCGCUCUUUUCAAACAGCUGUCUCUUCCAUCCUCAGCAUUUGGAGCUAGAAUUUACGUAGAUCUCGAUGUUGACACUGUUUAUGUUCGACGACCUACAACUUCUGAAUAUGCGAGUCCUUAUACUAGUAAUUUCAUGACUACCAAGGCGAUUUUUGGUGCUAAUGAUUCGGCCGCUCGUCAUCCAUUGAGUGAUGUUAAACAUCUUGCAAUCGAUUCUUCACUUAUUGAUUCACCAAUCGAACUUCGUCUUCUCUGGGGCGAUUGGAAUCAUCGUUCUAAACCUUCGGAUUUAAAAUUGAGGGAGCUGGAAACUCUCAAAAUUGUUUUUGCGCCCAUUGGUAAGAGACCUGAGUUGAGAAAGGUUCGAGGACGUCCGCAGAUUAGUUGCGAUUGGGAGAAUAAUGGUAUUGAGAGUGUUUCUAUCUUGUCAAGAGAAGACAUGAUGACAGAACCUUCCUUUUCUCGUCGAGUUUUCAAUUAUAGACAAGGAGUGUUUGUGCCACAAGAUCCGGAUUUCUUGAGCAGAGUUCAUGUUUGCGAUAAUAAUGGGGAGGGAAGGGGAGAGAAGGAUUUCGAAUGUCCAGGUUGUCAUGAAUACAUGAGUUUGGGUGCGUAUAGAGCGUAUAUGAAUAUGAUGGAACGCGAUAUUGUGGGUUGGAGAAUACCAGAGUUUGAGGGGGUUGUGUAUGAGAGGGAGAAUGAGAAAAAUAUGGAGUAUUGUUUGUGGGGUUGA